GUUUUGAUUUGUUAGUGGUUAUUCUCAAUCCAACUUUGACUGAUUUUGUUCUUUUGAUUGACGACUGAUGGUUGUCAGAAGGGCAAAACACAAUCCUAAAUCAAGUUGUGAAUACAAAGUAGCUACAAGAACAGCAAUCGCUCAUUCUGACAUAUGUUAACUCCAGAGGAGUCUAAGUAAUAGCCGUUUCCUUGAUGAUUUAAACAGCACUCCAGCGACCCUUCCCUUCCAAAACGGGCACACCUUCAACUGAUGACCUCCUCCUUCUUGCUUUCGAGUUGGGUUCAUCGUGGAAGAUGCUGGGUCGGACGCUCUCUCUUCCUGAAGCAGUGCUGGAGCAAAUUGAGGAAGACAACCCCAAGCUGAAUGAAAAAUGUUGCAGAGUGCUCAUAAAAUGGACUGAGGUGUUUGGCCCUUCAGCUACGUACGAGUCUCUGGCAAAAGCUUUGCAGCACCCUGCAGUGGGUCGAGGUGCGCUUGCUGUCAAAUACUGCGACGUCCCUGGAGAUGUUUACACAGGUAAAUAAAAUCAGUCGAACAAAUCUUUCAGAUAAAUAAUUUACCGAUUUUUAAGCCUUAAUCGAGAAAUAUGCUUCAGAAAUCUCCGCCAUGGUUCACAAACAACCACCACUUGAUUGUCAGCCUUUCUGUCAAAAUCAUUGAGAACUGAAGUCUGUCACGUCACUGGCAAGCUGUCAGACUGCUGAGCCUUAUUUAAAAAUGGCGGCGUCUGUAAUAGACGUUUUGGCUUUGGGUGUCUCGUAGAAUCGCGAUCGGCAGCCCGUUACGUAAUCGUAUUUGUACGUUUAUGCAGGGAUAAAAAGAACUUAAUGGUUUGUGGAGCUUACGCCGCAUUUACAAUAAUUCCCUUUCGCUCUACUGCCUUUUGAUUUAGAAAUUGACAUUUUUUUUUAACUGAACAGGCACAGAAGCUUCACCUAUCUCGUGCAAAAUCGUAGAUGAUUUGAGGUGGAGUUGCCCAGUUUUUCUGUCUUACCAGUGGGAUUUGCAAGAGACGGUGAAGGGACUAAAGAAUAGAAUUGAGGAGAAUGGGAUUCAGUGUUGGAUGGACAUUGGGCAGAUGGGAGGAGGCGAUGCUUUGUUUGCCAAGAUAGAUGCUGGUAUUCGAGCGUGCAAGGUGAGCGGUAGGAUCAGAAUAGCGUUAAUAAGUCCCAGCCGUGAUAUAAGGGAAUUUCUUUACCUUCAUAUUUGAACGACUUACGUCCUUUUUAAACCGAUCGAAUAUGCAAUUCUUUCUUUCUUGCAAAUGUUUCCUUUUUUUUUUUUGUCUCAAAGUGAUUCGUCUUAGGUUUUUGAGCAGUCUUCUUGCAUUCGUUCAUUGACAGGUCUUCGUAUGCUGUGUAACGAAAAGGUAUUGCCAAUCUGACGCCUGUCAAAGGGAGGCUACUCUUGCUUGUAACUUGAAAAAGCCCAUCAUACCUCUGCUGUUCGAGAAUAUGUCCUGGCCGCCUGAGGGUCAACUGGCUUUGAUCUUUACCACGCUUCUUUACAUAAAGAUGAGCGUAGAACAUGAAGAGUUUCCUGAUACGCAGUUUCAGGAGAUGAUGAGAAAAGUGGGAGAGUUCGUUCAAACUUGAAAAAGCUCAUUAUGCCGUCAAGAAGAAUAUUUCAUGAAUUUCGGAAGGAUUAACUUUAUCUAAAGUGUUUUACAUUUGGUAGGUGAUUGGAAGUCCCAACAUCAUUAAUUGUGACCUAUUCUCCUAAUUAACACCACCUGCAAUGAUUCGAAUUUUACGGGCACAAUACUUGCAGAUAUUCUUAAUCGUCCUAAAUUAAGUGGCACCAGUGCUAAGCAGAUUAAUUUUCUUGUUUGUAUCGUUUAUUUACGCGCAGAUUCUAUGGAGAACUGAUGCUGAAUUCUCCUUAUUGCGUUUCGACUAGUCUCACUAUUAUACACACGACAAAGGCAGCGCUUACAGUUCAUCACCAAGAGAGUUCUUCUGCCAAAUUGCUCAAGAUUAUAGUGAUUACAAUGAGGAAAUGCCAUAUUUGAAAAUGUGAUUGGAAGGCUUAGUCGCGCCACUAUGAGAUUUGAGAGAAACGUCAACUUUGAAACUCUUUACGGAGGCCAAAUUACACUAUCAAACCAGUUGAUAAAACGAAAUAAUCCUGUUUCACAGUUUCUUUAGAGACUUACCCCUUAAUUCUGAAUCGUUUUGAUUCCAAGUUUCACAACUGUAAGUCGAAUAUUCUCCCGGUUUAAGAAACGGUAUUACUUAAAUCAAAGUGACACUGGCGAAUUUAUGGAUACAUUGUGCAGAAUACAACUAGGACAUACAGUAAUUGUACUAAAAGAGAGUGAUCUUCAAAUUACAAGCAGCAGCAUUCAACCUCUUAAAUAUAAAGAGGGUUUGGGCAGUCAAAGCGUUAGUAUUCGGAAUGACGAAAUUGAAAAAUUAUUAUAUCCUUUACUGUAGCUUUAUUUUUCUUGAAUUUUAUUUUUGUUACUCAUGUUUACUUAAGGUUUUAAUGGUAAUUUUAAUUGUCAUAUACGGAUAUAGAUUCAUAUACGGAUAUAGAUUGAGCGAUAUAUAUCACUACAUCACAUUAAAGUGACCAAACAAAACUU
Molecule: messenger RNA, 2590 nt
Organism: Pocillopora meandrina
Lineage: Eukaryota; Metazoa; Cnidaria; Anthozoa; Scleractinia; Pocilloporidae
Source: the annotation of a GenBank genome assembly